AUGCUGCAAUUCGCCUUGGUAACAAUGGCACCUUCUGAUUCUUCUCCGACGAAGCCAGAGGAUGGUUCAGGUAAUGGAAAAUCUCAUCACGAGAUCGGUGCUGUAGUGAUUCAACAACAGAUAGAUGAAGUUGAGAGUGAUAAGAACGCAGAGCCAUCACACGAUGCAGGCAGUUUCUACGAGCCUGGACCGUAUACACUUUGCUGCGGUCCUGAAGAUUACGAUAAUUAUUUCGAUAAUCCUCCAUGGGAGUGCGAGCCUUCCUUUAACCCUCCUUCUGAAGAGGACGAGGACAUGUACGCCGAGGAAGAAGAUGAAUACAAUACCUACUACUGUCAUGUCAACAAUGGUGGCUCUCUGAAAGAGGUUUGUGAUGAAAACGGCCACGUGGAUGGUGGAAAUAACGGCGAGGCUGAGUCCACUCGCGUAAUAUAUGUCCCAUCUCCAAAGGUAGGUUUAGUGGUUGGUGCUGUGGCGACUUUAAAGUAUCUUCAGUCCAAUUUUGGUGACCGGAUCCGUAUUUUGAGAGAUUCAGAGGUUGAUAUGAAACGUGCACAAACACCAGUGGUAAUAACUGGAACUAAUUCACAGAUUGAGUUCGUUGAGCAGCUUAUAGACGCAGUUUUAGUAGAGGAGAAUCAUGAGGAACGCAUGGAAGAGGAAACUGAGAAGCCAUCUUCUCAGAAAGAUUGUGAUGCUCGUAGUGAUGAAGUUCUUGCUGAACAAACACACUUAAUCUCUUCUAUUGCUACCAACGGAAGUCUGUAUCUCAACGUGAGGGAAUCUGAAAUGAGCGAGCUUCACACAACGCCUAAGAAACCCAAACUGAAAAGAGAAGAAGAAGAAGAAGAAGAAGAAGACGAAGUCGAAGCUGAUGUCGCUUCCAGAGAUGAGCAGGAACAGAUCCUUGUCGCUUUAGUAGACCACCGUUCAGAUGAAAUCAAGCGUCUCAAGCAUCACAUAUCUAACUACCAAACCAAGCUUGUUGAAUCAGAAAAAAGUCUGAGAGACUCAAAAGCUAAGUUAGCUCACCUUCGUGGCCAUGAUGAUGGAGUUUCAGUUCCAUCUAUUAGUAAUUCAAAGAAAGAUUCUGAACCAUUGAAGACUCUGAGAAACGUCAAUGAUGAUGAAUCUUCAAGAAACCUUACUCCUUCUAAGAAAGACUAUCCAUCUCCAUCACGUAGCAAGACCCUUAAGCCCUGUGAUAGCUCUGAUCCUAGAAGUAGUAGUAGUAGUAGUAUCUCCAAGUCCAAGGCCAAAACUGUUGUUGUGAAGCAAAAAUCUGAACCAUCUUCUCGUGACAGUCCUAAUGUUAAAGCUAGCCGUGACAGUCCUAACGUUAAAGAUAGAGGGACGAAAAGGAAAUUCGAGCUAAAGGAGCAUAAAGAGUUGAUUCGUUUGAUAGCAAGAAACUCUUCACCAACUACAAUCAAGUGUCAUACCAGCAAUCAAAUCUCUAGUCAGCACAAGAGGAAGCUAAGGAGCCUGAUUCUUUGUCCUGUAAACGAGCAGCUGUUUGCAACAAGAUGGCAUGGUCAGUUUAUGGCAACUGCAACCUGGAAGGUCGGUUCUUUCUUUCUUCCCAUUUUAGCUAUUCUCUUGUCUCAGUGGAUUGUAGUGGAAAGCAUUUGCUAUGUUGAUAUUAGUUCGGGACUAGUCUCUUAUUGGAGAUUAGCUGCAUCAUUGCUUAGUACCACCGACUGUCUAUCUCGGAAACAAAGAAGAUGGGCAGAAGAUAUAGCCUGGCACCCAUCUGGGAACACCCUCUUCUCUGUAUACACUGCAGACGAUGGGGACUCUCAGAUAUCAAUCCUAAAUCUGAACAAGACACGCGGGCUUCGACUGUUUGAUAUCAGGUUAAGGAAAACCGAACUACACUCGUUUGGGUGGAAGCAAGACAGUAGUGAAUCACAAUCAGCUUUGAUAAACCAGUCUUGGUCUCCUGAUGGUUUAUACAUCACCUCUGGUUCAGUUGAUCCGGUUAUUCAUGUUUUUGACAUCAGGUACAAUGCUCGUAAGCCGACGCAAUCGAUAAAAGCUCAUCAGAAACGAGUGUUUAAAGCGGAAUGGCACUACUCUCAGCCACUUCUGAUCUCCAUAUCUUCUGAUCUCAACAUUGGUCUGCACAAGAUCUCAUGAACAACUUUGAAGCUCUCACAUGUUCUCUCUGCUUCUCAUUUCAUAUAUAGUAAACUUACUAUAGAUUUUUACAAAUAGAUUACAACCAAUUUUUUAGUUUUAGGCAUAAACAUCAUUUACAUGUUGGUUGAACUAAAAGUUGCCUUAAUCUCCCACUUAAUUUCACUUUUAUAGACGAAUCAUUUUCCUAACAUUACUGUUCUGCCAUGAAUUGGCUAAUAUCAUCUUUUGUAAUUGUCAUUUCUGAGAAAAUUAAAUUCAGAAGCACCAGAAAGAAAGAACAAACAAGAAAAAACUGAGAUAAAGUCUCAAACUUUUGGUUAAAAUACAAAAUUCUCCAAAAUCUGUCUUAUUCGGUCGUCAAUUUGAAGUUUUGCUUUAUAGGGAAGUUGCUUCAGUUCGAGCUAGCGAAUGGGUUUUAGAGAGAUGCAGAGAAUCUCCAAUUCCAUCUCCGGAAUCAGAAGAUUCUGUGUCACCGCUCUCUCGUCAUCUUCCGAUUCAAACCACGUUACUACACUCACCGAUCAUCGGACAUUGAAACAAGUUCUUGAAUCCUGCAAAGCUCCAUCAAAUUCAAACUGUGUUCUUCAAGCACAUGCUCAGAUCUUUAAACUCGGAUAUGGAACAUACCCUUCUCUCGUUGCCUCCAUGGUUACAGCUUACAAACGCUGCAAUCUCUCAAACUUUGCUCGCCGGCUUCUUAUUUGGUUCCUCUCACUAUCUCCUGGUGUCUCUAACACAAACCUCAUAAUCGAGAGUCUCAUGAGAACAGGAGAGUACGGUUUGGCCAAGAAGGUUCUUCGUAAAGCGAGUGAUCGUAAUGUAAUCACUUGGAACUUGAUGAUUGGUGGUUAUGUGAGAAACGUACAGUACGAAGAAGCAUUGAAAACUCUCAAGGAUAUGCUUAGUUUCUCGGAUAUCAAACCGAAUAAGUUCACUUUCGCUUCUUCUUUAGCUGCUUGUGCUCGUCUCGGGGAUCUACACAAUGCGAAAUGGGUGCAUUCGUUAAUGAUUGAUGCUAAAAUCGAGCUUAAUCCAAUACUAUGUACUGCGCUUGUCGAUGUUUUCGCAAAGUGCGGAGAUAUAGAGACUUCCAGAGAGGUUUUCUAUAGUGUAAGACGCAACGAUGUUUCGAUAUGGAACUCGAUGAUCACUGGUUUUGCUACUCAUGGACUAGCUAAAGAAGCGAUCAGAGUGUUUUCAGAGAUGGAAGAUGAACAUGUUUCGCCGGAUUCCAUAACGUUUCUCGGUGUUUUAACAGCGUGUAGCCAUUGCGGGUUUCUUGAAGAAGGGAAAGAGUUCUUUGAUCUGAUGAGUAGUCGGUUUUCGAUACAGCCAAAGCUAGAGCAUUACGGAGCCAUGGUUGAUCUGUUAGGUCGAGCAGGAAAGGUCAAAGAAGCGUAUGAGUUGAUAGAAUCGAUGCCGAUAGAACCUGAUUUGGUUAUAUGGAGAUCUCUUCUUAGCUCAUCAAGAACUUACAAGAACCCCGAGCUAGGUGAAACCGCGAUACAGAGUCUUUCAAAGGCGAAAAGCGGAGACUUUGUGUUGCUUUCGAACAUAUACAGCUCCACGAAGAAGUGGGAUAGUGCGCAAAAGGUCAGAGAGCUGAUGAAGAAAGAAGGAAUCCGUAAAGCGAAAGGAAAGAGUUGGGUUGAGUUUGGAGGAGUGAUACAUCGGUUUAAGGCAGGAGAUACAUCUCAUGUAGAGACAGAGGCUAUAUACAAACUAUUAGAAGAGUUGAUACAGAGAACUAAGUCACAAGGCUUUGUGCGUGACACUGAUUUAGUGUUGAUGGAUGUCUCUGAAGAGGAGAAAGAGGAGAAUCUGAAUUACCAUAGCGAGAAGCUCGCGUUGGCGUAUGGGAUCUUGAAGAGUAGUCCUGGAUCAGAGGUUAGGAUUCAGAAGAAUAUAAGGAUGUGCAGUGAUUGCCACAACUGGAUCAAAGAAGUGUCGAAGUUGUUGAAUAGAGUGAUUAUAAUGAGGGAUCGGAUACGGUUUCAUAGGUUUGAAGAUGGGUUGUGUUCUUGCAGAGAUUAUUGGUAAAGAGAUAAACAUCAAGAAGUGUUCUUGCAAGAGAUAACAAUCAAGCAACUUUGUAAGUAGAGUUUGGUCAAUGAAAGUUUCAGUUUUGAUGAUACAUUUGUGUUGAAGCAUGAAUCUGGGUUUCAUUUUCAUAGAUUCUCGACUGUUUCUACAAUUUGAAAGUUUGGGAGGUUAGUUUCCUGAGACUUUUGGUUUUAGGGAUUUAUUUUGAAAUUCUCAAAAGUUUUAAGGACUUAAUUGGAAUAAAUAGUAUCGUAAAGUUAGUGAUUUAUCGGAGGAUAUACAGUAAUGGUGAAAUUGAAAACUGUGGGAAUUGGAAAAAAAAGAUCCGACCUGCCGGAAUCGAACCAACGACCUAAAGAUCAUCUGUUGUAAACAACUACAGUCUUCC
Thlaspi arvense is the source of this 4573-nucleotide messenger RNA. Lineage: Eukaryota; Viridiplantae; Streptophyta; Magnoliopsida; Brassicales; Brassicaceae. The record is from the annotation of a GenBank genome assembly.